AUGUCUGCCCGUCUCUCCGGCCGUCAAUCCCCUCCCGAAGAGCGCCAAAGCGGCGCACAGCAGCGCGAUCCCCCGGGCAGUGGCAAGACCAACGUCGGGGACCACCCUCCGUCGGGUUCUGCACAGCAGAAAUCUGAAGAGCAUAAGAAGUUCCAGCUGCAGAGUAACCCGGAACACCCGUUGGAGAAGAUUGAGGCGGAUAAGUAUUCCAAGCGCGGUGCGUAG
Messenger RNA from Penicillium riverlandense, 225 nucleotides. RefSeq lists its product as uncharacterized. The coding region runs from base 1 to 225 and encodes 74 amino acids. Lineage: Eukaryota; Fungi; Ascomycota; Eurotiomycetes; Eurotiales; Aspergillaceae. The record is from RefSeq and is a predicted model, not a curated record. The transcript has a single exon.